Molecule: messenger RNA, 1020 nt
Organism: Histoplasma capsulatum G186AR
Lineage: Eukaryota; Fungi; Ascomycota; Eurotiomycetes; Onygenales; Ajellomycetaceae
Exons: 7
Coding region: 1-1020 (339 amino acids)
Biological process (GO): intracellular zinc ion homeostasis; zinc ion transmembrane transport
Cellular component (GO): membrane
Molecular function (GO): zinc ion transmembrane transporter activity
Source: RefSeq, a predicted model, not a curated record
AUGGCUCACUCACCCACUCCAUACCGGGAUGAAAAUAUUGUCUCCGAAAACCCCGAUACAACCCCUAGUUAUCUGACGUUUGGCUGGCAGCGCUCGACGCUCCUAGGUGCAUUCUUCAAUGGCGUCUUCCUGCUCGCGUUGGGCGUGAGCAUUAUUCUGCAGUCCAUUGAACGCUUCGUCUCAUUGGAAAGGGUCGAGAAACCUGAACUCAUGCUAAUCAUUGGAUGCGUGGGUCUUACGCUGAAUCUCAUCAGUGCUUCUUUUCUCCAUGAGCAUGGCCAUGACCACCACCACCACAACCACAACCAUGGCGCCCGAGAUGUAGAUCAAGAGCAGGAACAGAACACCACCAGCAUACAACUUGAGAACCGAGAGAAUGCCCAUGAAAAUCACCGGCACGCCAACAACUCCCAAUCCGUCCAACGGCUGCAUGAUCUGGGAGUCAUGGGCGUGCUGCUCCAUGUAAUCGGUGAUGCCAUUAACAACAUUGGCGUCAUCAUUGCUGCUCUGAUCAUUUGGAAGGCAACUCAUGAUGGGAGAUACUACGCAGACCCUGGAGUCAGCACUGCGAUUGGAAUUUUGAUUCUGGCUUCCGCCAUUCCGCUUGGAACCAAAGGGACACAUCAGAUCCCUGGAGUCAUCUCCGUCCACGAACUCCACGCCUGGCGCCUCAACCAAAACAAAGCCAUCGCUACCGCCCACGUCGUUACCUCCGACACGUCCCUGGCCGGCUUCAUGGCUCGCGCCCAGUGCAUCGGCGAGUGCCUGCACGCCUACGGCAUCCAUUCCAUCACGCUGCAGCCGGAACUGGCCUCCUCCCCUGGAACCUCCGCCAGUGUGACUGGUUCUUUGGAGGAGGACACGGCCGUGGCUAGGGGGGUGUGCAUGAGAAGGAGGAGGCGUGGGUCGACAUUGGUAGUGGCUCGGGGGGAUGAGGAGAUGGAAAAGGUGAAGUGGAUUAAUGGCGAGAUGUUUGGAAAGGGGGAGGGCGGGAGUUUGAAAUGUUGGUAUGGCGUUUGA